AUGACGCUACUCCACGCCCGCCCCGCCCCCGGUGACGCACCACGCAGGCGGCGGUGGGUCACGUGCGGCGCGCGGACGUGCGGCCUGUGGCAUCCGGAGCGCCGCGUCGCCGCCAUGUUGCCGUUGCCGCCGUUAUUGCUGCUGCUGCUGCUGGUGGGCCCCGCGCGGCCCAUCUCCUUCCAGCUGCCGGGCAAGGCGCGCAAGUGCCUGCGCGAGGAGAUCCACCGCGACACGCUGGUCACGGGCGAGUACGAGAUCGGCGCCCCGCCCGGCUCCUCGUGGGGCUGUAUUUCCCACUCUCAUGAUCCAUCUCUCCUACAGAUAACUGACUCGGCCGGACAUAUCCUCUAUGCCAAGGAGGAUGCCACUAAGGGCAAGUUCGCCUUCACAACUGAGGACUAUGACAUGUUUGAGGCCUGUUUUGAGAGCAAGCUACCUGUGGGAACGGGGCGGAUGCCGGACCAGCUUGUGAUCCUGGACAUGAAGCAUGGAGUGGAAGCAAAGAACUACGAGGAGAUUGCUAAAGUGGAGAAGCUAAAGCCUCUGGAGGUGGAGCUGCGGCGCCUGGAGGACCUUUCUGAGUCCAUUGUCAAUGAUUUUGCUUACAUGAAGAAACGAGAGGAGGAGAUGAGGGACACCAAUGAGUCAACGAACACGAGGGUCUUGUACUUCAGCAUCUUCUCCAUGUGCUGUCUUAUUGGACUGGCCACCUGGCAGGUUUUCUACCUGCGUCGCUUCUUCAAAGCCAAGAAGUUGAUUGAGUAAGAAGGCAACUCCCCUUCCCCUCCUCCUGAGCCCUGCUGGACACCAUUGGAACCCAACAAUGGCUCUUCAGAGCCAUCUUAUAGAUGAUACCACUGACUGGAGCUUUCCUGCAGGAACUGGCCCCCUAAAGUGGGAGGAGGGGAGCAUAAGCACUGGAGACAGCUGGGGGAGUCUUCAGUCCUGUUGGAAUAUGGGUUUGGGGGAGGGUGUGAUGGGUGCAGGGACUCAGGGGGCAGCGAUUAAAUAAAAAUUAUGUUUCCUUGACAGUUGCAGUUGGCCUUUGCUGCUGCCUGUUCUCCUUUAUAAUCUAGGUUUGAUUCGGUCUCCUAUCAUGCCUGUGACCAUUGCAUUACUCUAAGCCACUUGAAUCUGCUGAGCUUGCUCUCUGCCACACUAAAACUGGAGGUGGGGAAGGGGUAGGACCCCAAGCUCUGACCUGCUGGAACCAUAUCCUUGUGCUAGCAGACCUUGUUGCAGAGUGACAUGGGUUGCAGUUUUAGCAGGGACUCUGAGACAUAGUCUUUGUCAGACCUUGGUGUUUCUUCCUGUGGGAGCUGGAAUCCUUGGCUGAUGACUGGAGGAAAUUGGGCACAUGGGUGUGGAGGAAGGGGAGCUAAAUAAUUCAGCAAUAAAUUGUGGAGCUUGGAGAUGAGAAGCCUGCCUUGCUUGGACAAGUUCGGAUUUGGCCCAAUCUGACUGGCUGUUUGCCUUGGAUUUGCUUUUUUCAUUCUGGAAUGAUGAGGCAGUUUCCUAAAAGCAGCUUGGUUGCUGAGGAGCUUUGUGUGAAGAUGGGAGGCCUCACACAGGUAUAUUUGUAGUGCGAAUGGGAAUAUGGUAGGUUGGGAAUUUCAGUUUUUGGUAAAGAUCAGUGAGCCCCUCUUCUCAUCUGACAUGGCUAGACUUGAUGCAGUGUGAGGCUGGCUGGACUUUUAUGUUACCAGACUUUAAAACAGGCAGCAGUAGCUUGGUUUAGCUGUAGCAAAGUGGAAUGUGAAGCCUUGUAUGUGGUGUGUGUACCCUUUGUGCUUGGGGAGACCCUGCAUACCAUUUAGCAAAGGAGUGGAUAGGGGAAUGUAGAUGACCUGGAGUACAAUGUACUGGGAAUAGUCAUAUGCCCUUCUGUAAGUCUCCAAGCUGGUGAGAACUUGUGGUGAGGGCAGAAUUGUCUUGGAAACCUUCUUAAACUGAUGAAAACAACUAUGCUACAGAGAGGAGGAAGUCUUUUGUGAUUCUUCUCUUGCUAGCAUGGUGCUGUGCUGAAACAAGCCAGUUUGGGAGGACCAGGUAGGCUCACUUCCUGAACGUAUUCCGCAGCAAUUUCUAGACAGAAUUAUUACAGUUCUUCCACCUUGUCUGCAUUCCCAUGGAAUAAAAAGUUCAGUAGCCUGGAAAACCCCAACCCUAUACCUUGUCCCUCCUGGCUGGGAGUGUUAUGUGCCCCUAGCCCUGGGGUCUCCUUACCAUUCAGAAAAAGCAGCUUUUGCAGUUUUUUUUUUUUAAUGUUGUGAACUUAGACUAGAAAUAAGUUGAUAUUUGUGCUGGGGUGGGGUGGUCCAGAAUCAAAGAUUGUCAUAACGCAGGAUUGUCCACUGUUGCCUCAGCACUUCAGGGACAUUGAAUUUUUGUACUGUUUGAAAUUGUGUGUCUUUUUAGGCUGCUUGGUUUCUCCUCAUCAACCUCCCAUCCCUGCUGCCAGGAUAGUGGUAUUGCUAGUUCUGCCUGCAAGUGCUCAGACUGUGUCUAAAAUCCUGCUUUUUUUAUAAGCUAUAUGAAAAACCUCUAAAGCCUGUCUGCUUUAUCCCUCUAAAUGCUUGGAAGCUGUUAGAACACAGAGUAGCAGGGAUGCCACAGUAGGUUGAGAUUGAGCCUCAAAGGUAUUCAGACUGUCUGAAGCCUGUAGCAGAGCUGCUGUAUUUAUACAAAAGAAAAGAGAAUAUUUGGAGGUGGCCUCUCCUGAUGAUUCCUUGUUCACUAAGAUGCAGUGAUUUCUGAUUUAUCUGAUGUAAAUGAGGUGGGGGAGACUUGCUUUACACCUGGCUGUCUAUUGCUCCUUUAAUUCCCUUGGGGUUGCCUAGCUUCCUUUUCUGCUCAUUGUGGUGGUUGAAUGGUUAUCAGGACACAGGUGUGAGGAACUUGUACGGAUCUGCCUGUAAUUUCUGGCUUGGGGAUUUUUGUCGGUUUUCUCAAUAAAAUUUGUUUUAUUUUGUUGGGGGAA
Gavialis gangeticus (Gharial) is the source of this 2980-nucleotide messenger RNA. It is a transcript of the gene TMED10, whose product is annotated as transmembrane p24 trafficking protein 10. The record is from RefSeq and is a predicted model, not a curated record. Lineage: Eukaryota; Metazoa; Chordata; Crocodylia; Gavialidae. Gene Ontology annotation, biological process: endoplasmic reticulum to Golgi vesicle-mediated transport; intracellular protein transport; Golgi organization. Gene Ontology annotation, cellular component: Golgi apparatus; COPII-coated ER to Golgi transport vesicle; endoplasmic reticulum-Golgi intermediate compartment. The coding region runs from base 1 to 765 and encodes 254 amino acids. The transcript is spliced from 5 exons.